CCCCUCGCUCGAUCUCUUCUCGUCGCACUUUUUCGUCAACGCUUCCAAACAAUAUGCCGGCCUCAUUAAAACUUUUCAGUGCGACUACGCCUAAUGGUAGGAAAGUCCAUGUCUACCUGGAGGAAUUGAAGGCAGCGUAUGGGAACAUCGACUAUGAUGUAGAGAAGAUCAAUAUCUCCACGAACGUGCAGAAAGAGCCAUGGUUCAUCAAGAUGAACCCCAAUGGCCGUAUUCCAACUCUCAUCGACCUUUCUAGAGGACCCCGCGACGGCCUCGACGGGUUCCCAGUCUUCGAGAGCGCUGCCAUCCUUCUUUACCUCGCUCAGACUAAGGAUGUAGAGAAAAAGUUCUGGUUCGACCCGAGCGACGUCGAGAACUACAGCGAGCUGCUGCAGUGGAUCUUCUUUGCUCACGGUGGUGUCGGCCCCAUGCAAGGCCAAGCCAACCAUUUCAUCAAGUUCGCGCCAGAGGACGUUCCCUACGGAAAGAAGCGUUACCUCGAAGAGACCAAGCGCCUCUACGGUGUUCUCGAGAUUCGGUUGAAGGACCGUGACUGGCUUGUUGGGCCCGGCAGGGGCAAGUACUCUCUCGCUGAUAUCAACGUUUACCCAUGGGUCGCUGCAUACCCCUUCAUCUUGGACAGCGUCGAUGAGUGGCCCGCCCUCAAGGCAUGGCUUGCUCGCAACGCCGCUCGCCCUGCCGUCGAGGCAGGCUUCAAGGUCGCCACUGCAUGAUCUGCCCACUCGCAGACGCCUUCCGGCCAUUAUGCGUUUUAUAAAUAGGGAUAUAUCAGGCGAGGAAAUCUGCUUGUCUGGAUGUCUACAUACCUCGGGAACUCAAAGAGUGCGAAAUGCAAAAAGCAGAAGCUGUAUGACCAGAAAUCCAAUCGGACACUUUUUGCUGUUGUUUGCGGUCAGCUGGAAUUCGAGACACCGAGGACUCCGUGGUUCUUCGUCCCUCCAGGAAGUCCUGAUGCAUGAAUGCUCAAACAACGACUCCAACAUCACUUAUCGCGCUGGGUUCGUGAGGUCGAUAAAGUGGUCUUUGUGGCCCGUAUAGCCUUGGCUUGAUGAUCCAUCAGCGUAUAGCGAAUCGGCCUCUACUCAGCCUAUGCUACAACCCGAC
This is a messenger RNA of Stereum hirsutum FP-91666 SS1, 1125 nucleotides long. RefSeq names its product glutathione S-transferase-like protein. The transcript is spliced from 7 exons. Lineage: Eukaryota; Fungi; Basidiomycota; Agaricomycetes; Russulales; Stereaceae. Bases 54 to 734 code for a protein of 226 amino acids. The record is from RefSeq and is a predicted model, not a curated record.